AUGGGUCUUCUACUCGACUUACCCAAUGAACUCCUUCUCUGCAUAUCAACAUACCUUGAAGAGUCGGGGAUAGGCUCUCUCUUAAGAACGAACCGCCGGCUCCGGGAACUCUUAACGUCAGAGCUGAAUCAGCAUGCAACUCAAAUUUGUCGCAACGUUUAUCGUCGAGGAAACCUCAAAAUCCGCUGCACACUUCACUGGGCUGCCUGGAGGGGUCAUGAAGCACUGUUCCAGCUACUCCUCGACAAAGAUGUCAGCAUCGAAUGUCCGGCCGACGCCCAUCACUGCCAUAGUCAAGAAACGGUCCUCCACUUUGCCGCUUUCCAGGGCAGUGAAACUAUCGUGAAGCUCCUGUUGGAUAAGGGAGCCAACAUCAACCAGACAGACGAAACCGGGACAACAGCACUGCACUUUGCUGCCAUGAGAGGGAAUGAGGAAGUUGUCCGCUUGCUCCUGGAGAACGGAGCGGAAGUAACAGCAGUGGAUGGGGCGGGAUUGUCGAUCAUGAGCAAGGCCUUGAAAAGCUACGACCAUCACCGGACAAAGAGGAAUUUAAAUGUUUUUAAGCUUCUGCUUGAGAAUAAGGCGGAUAUCGACGCGAGGGAUAAGGAAGGUGCGACUGCAUUGCACCUUGCAGUCAAGCAUAUGGAUUUGGAGAUCUUGGAUAUCUUACUAGAGUCAGGUGCGAACCCGUACAUCAAAUCGAAAGAUGGAGAGACAGCACUCGACUGGGCAUUGAUCCAGACAUUUGAUAAGAUACCCGAGGAGAGACUCGAGAAAGCAUACCAUGUGGUUAGGUUUCUACAAGAGAAGAGGUUAAUUCCGACUUUGGGAGGAAAGUUCUACGAUGUGAGGAGACCCAGGGGGAAACGCGAGUAUUGGAAACUGGCAUGCGGAAGCGGCAUCAAGAAUCAAGCCAAAUCAAUAAUCAAAACUUGGACUUUUCAAGCCUGUCCAACCGAAGCAGCGGGGAGAUAUUAUAGGCAGCAGAAGAUCAAAGCGAAUCGUGCUUUCAGAGGCACUACUAUCAACUAUUAUAAUUACAACCUAUAA
Molecule: messenger RNA, 1053 nt
Organism: Morchella sextelata
Lineage: Eukaryota; Fungi; Ascomycota; Pezizomycetes; Pezizales; Morchellaceae
Exons: 1
Coding region: 1-1053 (350 amino acids)
Biological process (GO): RNA processing
Molecular function (GO): RNA nuclease activity; protein binding; RNA binding
Source: RefSeq, a predicted model, not a curated record